Anneissia japonica is the source of this 1541-nucleotide messenger RNA. RefSeq names its product peroxisomal biogenesis factor 3-like. Lineage: Eukaryota; Metazoa; Echinodermata; Crinoidea; Comatulida; Comatulidae. Gene Ontology annotation, biological process: protein import into peroxisome membrane. Gene Ontology annotation, molecular function: protein-macromolecule adaptor activity. Gene Ontology annotation, cellular component: peroxisomal membrane. The record is from RefSeq and is a predicted model, not a curated record.
AAGGUCAAAGUUUAUAUUUAGCGAUAAAUAAAACAGCGUGAGUUUUCAUCAGAAAGGGUGAAGCAUACGUUUGAUUUCUUAAAAAUUCUGUGUUUUAAAGGAUGGUUUAAAAUGUUUGCCUAUUUAAGAGACGUCUUCAGACGCCACAGACGAAAGUUUAUUUUCAUUGGCGUCUUUUCAGCAGCAUCUGUGUUGUUGUGGAAGUAUGCCCAGCGGAGGCUAAAGGAAUGGCAAGAGAACGAGGCUGCGGAGUGUUUGGCAUUUGCCAGGAGGCAGCAUCACUUUGAUAGCAAUCAGAGGACGUGUAAUAUGACAGUUCUGGCGAUGCUUCCUACAAUUAGACAGUCUCUCACUAAAAUACUAGAUUCAGAUGACUUAACACAGCAGCUUAAAAACAGGCCUGCAAAUAAACUUGAAAUAUGGGAGCAAUUAAAGAUAAUAAGUUUUAGCCGUCCAAUUGCUGCUGUGUAUAGCUUGUGUAUGGUUAUAGUGUACUUGCGAGUUCAGUUAAAUGUCCUUGGUGGGUAUAUGUAUUUGGACAGUUUCCACGGUAACAAUGGCACAAUUCAUGGCCAAUCGCAGGCCACGCCUGAAAUACAGAAGCAGUACCUAGCAACCAUUCAAUAUUUGAUGGGAAAUGGUUUGAAGGACAUAGUUGAGGCUACUAAGAACGCAGUGGAAGAAUGUAUUGGAAAAAUGUCACUGAAAAAGAGCUUCCAGCUGCAGGAUCUUGAGCAUUUGCUGGGUAAAAUCAGGAGGAAACUGGAAGUUUGGGACAAUUCUGAUUUUUCUAAUGGUAGUACAAGUUUAACAAAAUACUUCCUACCUCCGGAGGAGAAUGGUGGCCUAAAUGAGGAAGAACUCAAUGCAAAGUGGGUUGAGCUUCAGUCAGAGGAAGAAACUACAAUUGUAGAUGAGGCUUAUAUAUCUCAGAAUCAAGUAAUGUUGCACAGACUCUCACAGGAAACAAGAGAUAUGAUUGAAAGUGCUGAUUUUUGCCAAGUAUUGAACACCUGUUUGGACACUGCCUUCACACGGCUGAUGGAUAACAUUGCCUGUAGUUUUAAACCAAAACCAGAACAGACACAUUUUGAUGUUCUUUCAAUAAGUCCUUGCGACACAAGUUUACCACUAGCUAAGUUGAUUCCUGUAAUGAAUGGACAAGUUCACUUUAUCUGCGGGGAUAGUCCUAACCACUUUGUACAGGAGCUUUUGUUAAUGGAAUGUGUGAAAGAUUUUGCUGCUAAUGUAUACGAAGCUUUCAGCCAAUCAGAACACACAGCAAUACCAUGAAGCCAUUAGCCAAUCAGAGCACUCCACAAUGUGAAAUUCUAUGAUAUAUGUACCCAAAAUUCUGGUAUUUUUGAAAGAUUAUAUUUGAUGUACAUAUCAUGCAUUUACAGUGAUACACAGUGAUGUAUUCCCUAAGUGUACAUUAAAAAUGGCUAUGUAUUGUAUCAUAACUAAUCAGUGAUGACAAGCUUAGCAUGAUUACAUUUUGUAAAAGCAUGAAUAAUUGAUUGCAAGCUCAGUAUAAUUAU